Molecule: messenger RNA, 645 nt
Organism: Debaryomyces fabryi
Lineage: Eukaryota; Fungi; Ascomycota; Pichiomycetes; Serinales; Debaryomycetaceae
Exons: 2
Coding region: 1-645 (214 amino acids)
Cellular component (GO): nucleus
Source: RefSeq, a predicted model, not a curated record
AUGCCUGAUUUCGUUAGUGAGAAUAGUUUGAAUGCUUCUGAGCUAGAAGCACAACUUGCAAAGGCUAAAGAAGCAAAUGAAAAGCAUAUGCUCGAGGAAGAGCCAGAAAGGAAAUCUCUAUAUGAACAAUUAAAGGAAAGUAAAGAACAAAAGCAUCUAGAAUACCAGAAAUUAUUAGAGAGUCAGAACUCAUCAUAUAAAUUAGACGAGAAGUCUGCAAAAUUUUAUGAUGAACUAAAGAAAAACGAACGAGAAAAAGAACAACAGAGUCGUAAAGCAGAGGCUGAAAAGUUGAACAUGUAUAGAAAUUUGAAGAAGACACAACAAAGACCUAUUUCAAAGUCUUCUCCUACAGCUUCUGCUGUUUCAGUCGGGGAAAUACCGUCCAAAUCAUCAAUAAUAAUACGGAAGAGGAAGCUUGAAAAUGCAGACGAAAAAAUUGACCUAGGCAGAAGCAAAGAAUCGACUAAAGCUGUCAACAACCUGGAAAAGUCACCUAUUGGUGAAUCUAAUGACCAUACUACUAAUACAGGUGUAACCCAGAAAGGUAUACGACAAGGUGUAACUAAUGAAAUUGAGACUACAACUAAUAAAUCAAAUACUUUACUGGGGCUCGAGGGCUACUCCUCAAGCGAUGAAGAAUAG